AUGGAACAAAAGAGCAUUUUGUUAUCGGCGCUGAGUGUUGGGGUGGGAGUGGGAGUGGGGAUUGGCUUGGCUUCUACACAAAACGUUAACAAAUGUGGAGUUAACAAUAAUUCAUCAUCAAACGCUAUUUCUCCAGAGAAGAUGGAGCACGAAAUGCUACGACUAGUUGUCGAUGGCAGAGAAAGCAAUGUCACUUUUGAUCAAUUCCCUUAUUAUCUUAGCGAGCAGACACGGGAGUUGUUGACAAGUGCUGCCUACGUGCAUUUAAAGCAUGCAGAGAUUUCAAGAUAUACACGGAAUCUUGCUCCUGCAAGCCGAACUAUUCUACUCUCGGGACCUGCAGAACUUUACCAGCAAGUGCUUGCCAAGGCUUUAGCUCACUACUUUGAGGCGAAGUUACUUCUGUUAGAUUUAACUGACUUUUCGUUGAAGAUUCAAAGUAAAUAUGGUUCUCCGAACAAAGAAUCUUCUUUCAAAAGGUCUACUUCAGAGUUAACUUUGAAUCGGAUAACUGACAUGUUUGGGUCAUUUUCGAUCUUUCCACAGAGAGAAAGGCCCAAAGGGAAAAUUCGCAGGCAAAGCUAUGGAGAGGACCUCCAAUUAAUGGAGGCUGAAGGAUCUUGCAAUCCUCCAAAGUUUCGGAGGAAUGCAUCUGCCUCUGCAAAUAUCAGUAGUCUUGCUUUGCAAAGCAAUCCUGCAAAUUUAGCUUCUCAUAAACAUGCAACCAGUUGGCCUUUUGACGAAAAGCUUCUGAUACAGACUCUUUACAAGGUUCUAGUUUUUGUGUCAAAAACUUAUCCCAUUGUGCUAUAUCUGCGAGAUGUUGACAAAUUGUUGCAUAGAUCACAAAGAAUAUAUAAACUAUUUCAGAAUAUGUUGAAUAAAUUAUCUGGACCAAUUUUAAUUCUUGGUUCACGAGUUUUGGAUACCGAUAGUGACUACAAAGAUGUUGAUGAGAGACUUAUUUCCUUCUUCCCCUACAAAAUAGAAAUCAGGCCCCCAGAAGACGAAUCUCAACUUAUCAGUUGGAAGUCUCAAUUUGAAGCGGAGAUGAAGAUGAUACAGAUUCAGGAUAAUAGGAACCAUAUCAUGGAAGUGCUUGCAGCCAAUGAUCUUGAUUGUGAUGAAUUAGAUUCCAUUUGUGUAGCAGAUACAAUGGUUCUCAGUAACUAUAUAGAAGAGAUUAUCGUGUCAGCGAUUUCUUAUCAUUUAAUGAAUAACAAAGAUCCUGAAUACAGAAAUGGGAAGCUAGUUAUUCCAUGCAAUGGUUUGUCCCAUGCAUUGGGUAUAUUUCAGGAGGGGAAAUUCAAUGGAAGAGAUACAUUAAAAUUAGAAGCUCAAGCAAUAACAUCUGAGAGAGAAGAAGGAGCUGUUGUGAACCCAGAAGGAAAGUCAGACAAUUUUGCUCCUGAUAAAAAGGCUGAAGCAGAUUCAUCAACUUCAGUGGGAAAAUCUGACGGUGAAAAUUCAGUUCCUGCAUCCAAAGUUGAAGUUCCCCCUGAUAAUGAGUUUGAGAAGCGUAUAAGGCCUGAGGUAAUACCAGCAAACGAGCUAAGUGUAACGUUCUCCGAUAUUGGUGCCUUAGAUGAGACCAAAGAAUCACUUCAAGAACUUGUAAUGCUUCCUCUUCGAAGGCCAGACCUUUUUAUUGGAGGCCUUCUAAAGCCUUGUAGAGGAAUAUUGCUAUUUGGGCCUCCUGGCACUGGGAAGACAAUGCUGGCAAAGGCCAUUGCAAAAGAGGCUGGAGCAAGUUUCAUCAAUGUAUCCAUGUCUACCAUUACUUCUAAAUGGUUUGGUGAAGAUGAAAAGAAUAUUCGUGCUUUAUUCACACUGGCAGCUAAGGUAUCCCCAACUAUUAUAUUUGUUGAUGAGGUUGAUAGUAUGUUGGGACAACGAACUAGAGUUGGGGAGCAUGAAGCCAUGAGAAAAAUGAAGAAUGAAUUUAUGACCCAUUGGGAUGGCCUAGUGACAAAUCCAGAGGAGAGAAUACUUGUUCUUGCUGCAACCAAUAGGCCAUUUGACCUGGAUGAGGCUAUUAUUAGGAGAUUUGAAAGGAGAUUUAUGGUAGGGUUGCCAUCUGCGCAAAAUAGGGAAAAGAUUUUGAUGACUCUUUUGGCGAAAGAGAAGGUGGAUGAGAAACUUGAUUUUAAGGAACUCGCAAUAAUGACAGACGGAUAUAGUGGAAGUGAUCUCAAGAACUUGUGCACAACUGCUGCUUACAGGCCGGUUAGAGAGUUAAUUAAGCAAGAGAGAGUAAAGAAUCUGGAGAAAAAGCGAAAAAACAUUGAAGGACAGAGAAAUACCCAAGCUGCUGUGGAUGCAGAAGAAGUUCAACAAGAAAGAGUUAUUACCCUUAGACCUUUGAACAUGCGGGACUUCAAAGAAGCAAAGAAACUGGUUGCCACAAGCUACGCAGCUGAAGGGUAUGGAAUGAGUGAGCUGAAGCAAUGGAAUGAUUUGUACGGCGAAGGCGGUUCAAGAAAGCAAGAACAAUUACCUCACUUCUUGUGA
Molecule: messenger RNA, 2511 nt
Organism: Abrus precatorius (Indian licorice)
Lineage: Eukaryota; Viridiplantae; Streptophyta; Magnoliopsida; Fabales; Fabaceae
Exons: 17
Coding region: 1-2511 (836 amino acids)
Cellular component (GO): mitochondrial outer membrane
Molecular function (GO): ATP hydrolysis activity; ATP binding
Source: RefSeq, a predicted model, not a curated record